AGGCACAGCAGAGGAGCCCUGUAAGACUCUCAGCUGGGAGGGAAACUUGGAGGCCUGAACUGCUGAAGGAAUGCUAAGAUGGAGCUUAUCCCCAACCUUUCGAUAGAAACCUGGGUGCUACUGGCUACUAGCCUGAUGGUCUUCUACAUAUAUGGGACCUAUUCUCAUGGCCUGUUUAAGAAACUAGGAAUUCCUGGACCAAAACCUCUGCCUUUAUUUGGUACAAUUUUCAACUACUCUGAUGGCAUGUGGAAAUUUGACAACGAUUGUUAUAAAAAGUAUGGAAAAAUAUGGGGGUUUUUUGAGGGCCCACAGCCUAUUUUGGCUAUCAUGGAUCCAGAGAUCAUCAAAAUUGUGCUGGUGAAAGAAUGUUACUCAGUCUUCACAAACCGUCGGACUUUUGGGCCAGUGGGAUUUAUGAAAAAGGCCAUUACUAUGUCUGAGGAUGAAGAAUGGAAAAGACUACGAACACUCCUGUCUCCAACCUUCACCAGUGGCAAACUCAAGGAGAUGUUCCCCAUCAUGAAACAGUAUGGAGAUAUAUUGGUGAGAAACUUGAGACGAGAAGAAGAGAAAGGGGAUCCCAUCAACAUGAAAGACAUCUUUGGAGCUUAUAGCAUGGAUGUGAUCACUGGCACAUCAUUUGGAGUCAACAUCGAUUCUCUCAAUAAUCCACAGGAUCCCUUUGUGCAGAAAGCCAAGAAGAUCUUAAAAUUUCAAAUUUUUGAUCCAUUUAUUCUUUCUGUAGUUCUGUUCCCAUUUCUUACUCCAAUAUAUGAGAUGUUGAAUAUUUCCAUUUUUCCAAGACAAUCAAUGAACUUUUUCAAAAAAUUUGUAAAAAGGAUGACAAAAGAUCGCCUUGAUUCAAAUCAGAAGAACCGAGUGGAUUUUCUUCAACUGAUGAUGAAUACUCAGAACUCCAAAGGCCAAGAGUCCCAGAAAGCUCUUUCUGACCUAGAAAUGGCAGCACAAACCGUUAUUUUUAUUUUUGGAGGCUAUGAUGCAACAAGCACCUCCAUUUCCUUUAUAAUGUAUGAACUGGCCACUCACCCUGAUGUGCAAAAGAAACUUCAGGAUGAGAUUGACAGAACUCUGCCCAAUAAGGCACUUGUCACCUAUGAUGCCAUGAUGGACAUGGAGUACCUGGACAUGGUGGUGAAUGAAAGUCUAAGAUUGUACCCAAUUGCUAGCAGGCUAGACAGGGUCUCAAAAAAAGAUGUGGAAAUCAAUGGAGUGUUCAUUCCCAAAGGAACUGUAGUUACGAUACCAAUCUAUCCUCUUCACCGGAACCCCGAGUACUGGCCAGAGCCUGAGGAAUUCCACCCUGAAAGGUUCAGCAAGGAGAACAAGGGCAAGAUUGAUCCAUUUAUAUACCUGCCCUUUGGGAAUGGACCUAGGAACUGCCUUGGCAUGAGGUUUGCUCUCAUCAGUGUGAAACUUGCUGUCAUAGGAGUCCUGCAGAACUUCACUGUCCAGCCUUGUGAGGAAACACAGAUCCCCCUGAAGAUUAGCAGGCAACCGAUUUUCCAACCAGAAAAACCCAUCAUCCUAAAGCUUGUGUCAAGAGAUAAACUCAGAACUGGACCAUGAAUUUCCUCCAGGAUCCAUGUUGUAUUCUUCAAGGAGACUGUAUGACUGAACACCUAAGAAUUUAAUUAACCUUAGAAUAAGACCCACAUAAUAUGGACAUAAUCAACUUUUCUUGAUGACUGAGUAUACACAAAUUCAUUGAAUAUGCUCAGUGGCUCUGCAGUAUAUCAUCUAUUGUCCGAUUCAAAAGAAAUUAUUAACUCAAUUGUAGUGCAGAGGUUCAUCUUCUGAUUCUUGUAGGACCAUUUGCACUGAUUCCAGUUAGUUCCGUCAAUUCUGAAUUCUAACAGCAGUAACUAUUUCUCUAUUGUUCUACCAAUAGUUACUGUUGUAAUAACUGUUAGUAAAUGUGUAUCAAAUUUUCUCUUUGUAAAAAUGUGUGAUAUUAAGAUUAUAAAUAAAUAUAUUUUU
Molecule: messenger RNA, 2001 nt
Organism: Mastomys coucha (southern multimammate mouse)
Lineage: Eukaryota; Metazoa; Chordata; Mammalia; Rodentia; Muridae
Product: cytochrome P450 3A25
Exons: 13
Coding region: 79-1590 (503 amino acids)
Biological process (GO): steroid metabolic process; oxidative demethylation
Molecular function (GO): testosterone 6-beta-hydroxylase activity; iron ion binding; heme binding
Source: RefSeq, a predicted model, not a curated record